ACACGGAAGUAACCAGGAGCGAGUCGUCAGUCGUGUUGAAAUCUCGUGUAUUGACACCGCAGAGGCAGGUUGUCAAUGAAGCGCCACUCUACAGAAUUAUUGUUUUGUAAUUUCUGUUCAUGAUUAGAUAUUUAUGUAGGCUCGGUUUUUAGCUCGUCCUGCGACUGUAUUUGAACGCGGAGUCAGAUGUGUUUUAAUACUCUCGUUGUUCACGGGGCGACGGCGACCCUUCAGAGUUGAACUAGCCCCAAUUAUUUAGUUUCCUGGAUGCAGAACAUUAUUCAGUUGUGUGGAAAUGAAAACGAUGUUUUUAAUGUUUGCUAUCGUGGCGUGCUCCUGCUGCUACCUGUUGGUCAGCGGCACACUCUCCAAAACAGACCCGAAAAGGAUUCCGGACGAUGUGCUGGAAAACGCGUCAUCCCCAGCAUCAGAAUCUGUGUCGGAGAGAGAACUGGUGGUGACAGCAGUUCAUUGGAAGGAUGUUGUAAAGGAGGAGAAGAGAUACUGGGCUAAAAUCAAAAAGAAUUUUAAAGGAGCAGUGCUUGGUUAUGUUACGCCAUGGAAUUCCCACGGGUAUGACAUCGCAAAGCUGUUUGGCCCCAAGCUGACCUCAGUGUCUCCGGUGUGGCUUCAACUUCACCGACGCUGGCGUGAGCAUUUCGAGGUCACGGGCCUACACGACCAUGACGAAAGCUGGGUCGAAGCGGUGCGCAAUUCCAACAAAGAAGUCAGGAUUGUACCCAGGCUGCUGUUUGAUGAUUGGUCCUAUCAGGAUUACGUGAGCGUGAUGUCCAGUGAAGAUGAGAUCGAGGAGCUGGGAAGUGUGUUGGUACAAGUUGCAAAGUCAGAAAAAUUUGAUGGCUACACCUUGGAACUUUGGACCCAGCUGGCAGGCCACAAAAGAAAGGAACUGGUGCAUUUAAUAACGCACACAUGUGAAACGCUGAGGGCUAACCAAUUAGACUGCAUCCUCGUCAUUCCUCCCCCUGUGACGAGCACAGGAAAGCCCGGCAUGUUUGGCAGGGAGGAGUUUGAGCAACUUGUCCAAGUAGUGGACGCCUUCAGCCUCAUGACGUACGACUACUCCAGUGGUUUAAAACCGGGCCCGAAUGCUCCUCUGUCCUGGGUGAAAGAAUGUAUUCUCCAGCUGGCCCCCAACAAGGAGUGGAGGUCUAAGAUACUACUCGGGCUUAAUUUGUAUGGCGUGGACUUUGCAAACCAGCAAACGGAGCCUGUCAUCGGGGGAAGGUACAUCGAGAUUUUACGGGAACACAAGCCAAAAAUCGUCUGGGAUGACUUUAAUGCUGAGCACUUCUUCACCUACAAGAAAAAUAAUGCAGUUAAACACGUGGUGUACUAUCCAUCAUUGAAGUCACUGUUUUUGAGGAUUGCUUUGGCUAAAAAAUUUGGCACCGGCAUCUCCUUAUGGGAACUGGGACAAGGCCUGGACUACUUCUAUGACCUCUUUUGAGCCAUCAUCACAUGGAUUUUUCAUCUCCAUUUCUCAUUUUGUUGCACUAAAAAGCCUAAUUGCUCUUUGGUUUGGGAAGUGUGAAUGACAUGAACUCUAAAAUGAGCUGCUUAACAGAUUUAAUUGUUGAACGUGGCAAAGAAGAUACUUGUGAUGUUUGUGUCUUUACUAAAUAAAUCGAGUAGUUCA
Messenger RNA from Corythoichthys intestinalis (scribbled pipefish), 1660 nucleotides. It is a transcript of the gene chid1, whose product is annotated as chitinase domain containing 1. Gene Ontology annotation, molecular function: oligosaccharide binding; chitin binding. Gene Ontology annotation, biological process: carbohydrate metabolic process. Bases 296 to 1471 code for a protein of 391 amino acids. The record is from RefSeq and is a predicted model, not a curated record. NCBI's taxonomy places the organism in Eukaryota, Metazoa, Chordata, Actinopteri, Syngnathiformes, Syngnathidae. Gene Ontology annotation, cellular component: endomembrane system. The transcript is spliced from 12 exons.